AUGGCCGAGGUCACACUCGACACGGACCCCCUCCGCGCAGACCUGCAACUCCAACAGACCCUCCAGUUGACCGAGACCGACGAGCCGGAAUCGCCGGUCACGCACAGAGACGAAGGAUAUCACGAUGGCAAUGAAUCGUGGGUGGCUUCUUCAGAGUCCGGACGGUUCGACGAUGCAGAGGAAUUUUUCGAAGAACAGGAGGAUGUCAUCCGGAAACAAGACCAUCCCCAUCACCAUGUCCCUGUAGCCGAAUACUCCCCCUCGGCAAAACGACGGCGAUCGAACGACUGGCCACUCCAGGAAGACAAGAAUGAGCCUCGCCGCCGGGUGGCGGCUAACAACAACAGUACAUCCUACCGUUGGUCUCCACGGUCUGGGAGACGGGCGGCAAGUGGAAGUGCAAGUGCAGGUCGACGGUCCCGCUUCAUUGAGGCGAGCAUGAAUGACAGCGUGAGCGAGAAACCACCGAGUAUCUUCCUACGCGACGAAGCGCAGCACCAGCACCAGCAGCAACAGCGUGCAUCGGGGGUGUUUCGCUUUGGAAAGGCGCUUGUCUCGGCGUUCAACCCGUUCGGCGUGUGGAGCAAUGUCUCUGAUAUCUGGCGCGGUCCGCAUGCGAGCCCUAGUGGUGCCGGUGCUGGCAAUCCCGACACGCGGAACGCAGAUGAUACCCUCGCCCGGGCGGAGCGCGCGUACGCGGAGCUCAAGAAGGCCGGAUACAAGGGGACCAUCAAGGGGAGUUAUCUACAGGAUCACGGGACGUCGUCCGAGCAUCCCCCUCCGGCCCAGUGGUCUGCAGCUCACUCGAGGCAGAGCUCUGCCGCCACCGAAACCCAGGUUGGCGGUAGCCAUCGCCGGCACGACAGCGGGAGUAGUUCCAUCCGCUCGUCGCUGCACGAUCUACGCCGUGCCAAAUCCGCGCUGGGCACUUUGUACUCCGGGCGGGGGUCUGAGGAGUCGGACCGCACGGGUGUGCGCAAGCAGCAGUCUCGCAAGGAUCUGUUGCGCCAGGAGAAGCUGCUCAAGAAGGUGAGUAAUCUCGAGGAGAAGCUGGAGCGGGCACGACGCGAGCUGCGCGAGUUGGCCAGAGGAGAAGAUGUCGACAUGGCGGACCAGAGGGAGAUCCAAAGAGACAAUCAAAGGGGACAAACACAUACAUAUCCCCGCCGCUUUGUCCCCGGGGCACUCCCCUCUCUCCCCUCGGAGAGACUGCUCGACGCCCAAGCAGCGGACAUGGAGAUCUCCGAGCCAUCAACCCCACAGCCGAUGGCUCUCGACAGUCCAUCCCGUAAGAGGAAGUCUCCCGAGGUGUCGCGCAAAUCACCAAAACAAGCGCAACCUCAUCAUCAUAAUAAUAAGAAUAAUAACCAUACCACCCCACGAAGACAUAAGCUCCAGAAACACCGCAAGGAUGACAGCCCGGGCUCAGUCGAGCGACAGCACAACAACCCAGACCAAACCCCUAGCGACGACGAGUCUCAUGCCUCGAAAUACCUCCGUCCGCCUAGAUCGUCGUCGAGCGUCGGCCGUGCGUCGGCCUCCACUACAGCUCUCAGUCCAGGUAAUAAUGGGCCUACCCCGUGUCUACGCAUGAAGAAAGGCCGGAUGGAUCUCCGCGCGGGCAGUAAUCCGACGAGACCUCUCUACAUGCAUACCUUGUCAAGUCAUGAUCUAUCUACUACCCUGUGUCGAGACGAACAAGAACACGAGAAUCAUCAGCAUGAUGAUCAGAAUCAUUCAUUUGAGAACAAUGACGACGACGAACACGAUGAUGAUGAUGUUGAUGAUGAUGAUGAUGAUAUCCCUCCUGUCCCUCCACUUCCGAAAGAACUCGCUGGGAGAGCAUCGCCUGUUAAGAAGAAGAAGAAGAAGGGCAAGGGCUUGACAAUGACAGGACCCAAGGAUGGGAAAGAGAACAAGCAUGUAGACGAGUUUCAGUGGCCGGAUGAUAUUUUCUAG
Messenger RNA from Penicilliopsis zonata CBS 506.65, 1959 nucleotides. RefSeq lists its product as hypothetical. The transcript has 2 exons. The record is from RefSeq and is a predicted model, not a curated record. NCBI's taxonomy places the organism in Eukaryota, Fungi, Ascomycota, Eurotiomycetes, Eurotiales, Aspergillaceae. Bases 1 to 1959 code for a protein of 652 amino acids.